AUGCCUAACGAACGCCCGAAACAGUUCGGUGGCCCGUCGCGUUAUGGCGCAUCCGCUCGCCCUCCUGUGCGCCUGCAGCCUUCGGCAGCAUCAACCACGCCGCAGACCUCCAGAGCCAGCCAGAUGGGCCUCGGCUUAGGUAAAGGCGCGGCUGGACUAGGAAGGGGGAAGGGUAUUGCCAGAGGCAGCUUAAAGCGUCAUAUGAAAAUUCAAAAAGAUAAUAUUUAUGGCGUCACCAAGGGCGAUAUUCGACGACUGGCGCGCCGUGGCGGAGUCAAGCGUAUAUCAGCCACGAUCUACGAUGACGUCCGUGAUGCUCUCAAACAACGGUUAAGACUGAUCCUGCAGCGUGUAUGCGCCAUCAUCGAUUCUAGUGGCCGCAAGACGGUGUCUGUCAGCGAUAUUGUGUUUACCCUUCGGGGACUCGGAAACCCAAUCUACGGCUUCGAGCCGUCGUUCCUGCGUUAA
This is a messenger RNA of Pyrenophora tritici-repentis Pt-1C-BFP, 468 nucleotides long. Its product is annotated as HHT1, Histones H3 and H4. Gene Ontology annotation, molecular function: DNA binding; protein heterodimerization activity; structural constituent of chromatin. Gene Ontology annotation, biological process: nucleosome assembly. Lineage: Eukaryota; Fungi; Ascomycota; Dothideomycetes; Pleosporales; Pleosporaceae. The record is from RefSeq and is a predicted model, not a curated record.